Molecule: messenger RNA, 976 nt
Organism: Saccoglossus kowalevskii
Lineage: Eukaryota; Metazoa; Hemichordata; Enteropneusta; Harrimaniidae
Product: CUB and sushi domain-containing protein 1-like
Source: RefSeq, a predicted model, not a curated record
GUGCUCAAUCUGUCUUUUUUCUGAGAUGAAAAAAGGAGAUGCAUUUGGAAUAACAUCAUUCUGUUACCCGCAGAUUUUGGCCUCAUGUCAGACACCAGUGAUUUCAUGGUGAAUACUAUAUCUGGCUAUGCUGCAAUUAGCGACCUGAAAUUAUUUUACCGAGAAUUUACAUCAGAUGAGGUUCAAAGGUUACACUCGGCAGAAACUGGUGGAUUUGAUUGUAUUGAUCCUGGAGUACCAAGUAAUGGCAUGCAAGUUGGAAUUCCAUCUUUACGAAAUGGUACCAGUGUUAUGUUCACAUGUGAUACAGGGUACACACUGGAAGGGACUGACGUAAUAACUUGUAUAGAGGGCGUAUGGUUAGACAACAUUCCUGUCUGCACAGGUUUACAACCCGAUUACUACUGGGAUAUGAGUGGCAAGUGUACAAGCGAUGACGCUGAACCUAUGACGUGUGUAACAGGUUGCAAUGAUAAUGUUAUCUAUGGAAAUAUUGGGGGACAGGUAGGGACAGCGAGGCUUUCACAAUCAGUGCUCACAGACGCCCCUACCAAUUCUCCUCAUCAGUGUGCUAUUAGUUUCGCCGGUGACAACAAUGUUCUUUUUGAAUCUUUCGAAACCGAUUGUAUCUCUCGUAUUGACCUUUGCCCUGAUGGCAUUACGCUCAGUAUGUGGUUAAAGAUAGACAAAUCUUCCAAUACCGGUACCAGAUCCCAUUUUACUUCCGGUGGCCAGACUUUAGUCGGUCGUGGUCUCUAUGUAUACACGGAUUCCACUGUGAGCCCCUUGUACUUCAGAGCCCAGUCUGGCACCAAUGUAUGGGUGGUAUCUGCGGAGUAUCCAGACAACCAAUGGUUCCAGGCAGUCUUCACUUUUAAGAUAGAUGACGUAAUUACAAUUUACAUCGAUGGAUCACAUGAAAGUAGUCAUCACUAUGCCACAGUUGAUCCCUAUGCAACAUCCAACUCAGAAACAG